Messenger RNA from Alexandromys fortis (reed vole), 5587 nucleotides. It is a transcript of the gene Ret, whose product is annotated as ret proto-oncogene. The record is from RefSeq and is a predicted model, not a curated record. Gene Ontology annotation, molecular function: transmembrane receptor protein tyrosine kinase activity; calcium ion binding; ATP binding. The transcript has 20 exons. NCBI's taxonomy places the organism in Eukaryota, Metazoa, Chordata, Mammalia, Rodentia, Cricetidae. Gene Ontology annotation, biological process: positive regulation of kinase activity; protein phosphorylation; cell surface receptor protein tyrosine kinase signaling pathway. The coding region runs from base 212 to 3556 and encodes 1114 amino acids. Gene Ontology annotation, cellular component: axon; signaling receptor complex; plasma membrane.
UCCCGGGGCGCAGCCAGCGCAGGUCUGCAACCGGAGCAGUGCACGCAGCAGCGGAGAGCGGCUCCGAGUCCGCACCUGGGAGUCGAGCCCGGACGCAACGCGCCCGCAGUGCCCGCUGCGCCCCGGCUGGCAUGGGGAGGCCCGGCUGAGCGCCGAACCCCACCGCCCAGACCCGCCCGCUCUUCAACAGCGGCUCUCGCGCGCACGGGCGAUGGCGAAAGCGACGUCCGGCGCCCCAGGGCUGGGGCUGAAGCUGUUUUUGCUGCUGCCGCUGCUGGGCGAAGCCCCACUGGGCCUCUACUUCUCAAGGGAUGCUUACUGGGAGAGGCUGUAUGUAGACCAGCCAGCUGGCACACCUCUGCUCUACGUCCAUGCCCUACGGGAUAGUCCUGAAGAAGUGCCCAGCUUCCGCCUGGGCCAGCAUCUCUAUAGCGCCUACCGCACACGGCUGCAUGAGAAUGACUGGAUCCGCAUCCAUGAGGACACUGGCCUUCUCUACCUCAACCAGAGCCUGGACCACAGUUCCUGGGAGCAGCUCAGCAUUCGCAAUGGUGGCUUCCCGUUGCUCACCAUCUUCCUCCAGGUUUUCCUGGGGUCCGCAACCCAGCGAGAGGGUGAAUGCCACUGGCCAGGCUGUGCCCGCGUGUACUUCUCUUUCAUGAAUGACUCCUUCCCAGCAUGUGGCUCCCUCAAACCCCAGGACCUCUGCAUCCCAGAAACAGGCCUGUCAUUCCGCAUCAGGGAGAACAGGCCCCCUGGCACCUUCUACCGGUUUCAGCUCUUGCCUGUGCAGUCCCUUUGCCCGAACAUCAGUGUGGCCUACAGGCUCUUGGAAAGGGAGAGUCUGCCCUUCCAUUGCGACCCCGACAGCCUGGAAGUGAGCACACUCUGGGCCCUGGACCGGGAGCUUCAGGAAAAGUACGUGCUGGAGGCCGAGUGCAUAGUGGGCUCUGGUGACCAUGAAGAAAAGGUGGCCAUGUCCUUGCCAGUGACCGUAUAUGAUGAGGACGACUCGGCUCCCACCUUCCCCGGAGGCGUGGACACUGCCAGUGCCGUGGUGGAGUUUAAACGGAAGGAGGGCACUGUCCUGGCCACUCUGCACGUGUUUGAUGCAGAUGUGGUGCCAGCAUCUGGGGAGCUGGUGAGGCGGUACACAAGCACUCUGCUCUCGGGGGACUCCUGGGCCCAGCAGAACUUCCGGGUGGAGCACUCACCCAACGAGACCUUGGCCCAGGCCAACAACAACUCUGUGCGGGCCACCAUGCAUGAUUACAAGCUGGUCCUCAAUCGGAGCCUCCCCAUCUCAGAGAGCCGAGUCUUGCAGCUGGUGGUCAUGGUCAAUGACUCUGACUUCCAGGGGCCUGGGACAGGUGUCCUCUUCCUCCAUUUCAACGUGUCUGUGCUGCCUGUCACCCUGAGUCUACCCAGUGACUACUUCUUCCCAGUGAAUAGGAGGGCCCACCGUUAUGCCCAGAUUGGGAAAGUCUGUGUGGAUAACGGCCAGGAGUUUAGCGGCAUUUCCAUCCAGUACAAGCUGCAACCCUCCAGCACCAACUGCAGCGCGCUGGGUGUGGUCACCUCAGCUGAGGACACCUCGGGGACCCUGUUUGUAAAUGACACAGAGGCCCUGCAGCGACCCGAAUGUACCGAGCUCCAGUACACGGUGGUAGCCACUGACCGGACGACCCGCCAGCAGGCCCAGGCUUCGCUGCUUGUCACAGUGGAGGGGAUAUUCGUUGCUGAAGAAGUGGACUGUCCUAAGUCCUGCGCAGUCAACAAGAGACGACCUGAGUGUGAGGAGUGUGGUGGCCUGGGAUCUCCAACAGGCAGAUGCGAAUGGCGCCAGGGAGAUGGUAAAGGGAUCACCAGGAACUUCUCUACCUGCACCCCCAACACCAGGACCUGUCCUGAUGGCCACUGUGACGCCGUGGAGAGCCGGGAUAGCAACAUUUGUCCCCAGGACUGUCUCCGUGGCAGCAUCGUUGGGGGGCACGAGCCAGGGGAGCGUCGGGGGAUUAAAGCUGGCUAUGGUACCUGCUACUGCUUCCCGGAUGAGAAGAAGUGCUUCUGUGAGCCAGAGGACAGCCAGGGCCCGCUGUGCGACGAGCUGUGCCGCACAGUGAUCACAGCCGCCGUAUUCUUCUCCUUCAUCAUUUCGGUCCUGCUGUCCACGUUCUGCAUCCACCGCUACCACAAGCAUGCGCACAAGCCACCCAUUGCUUCCGCGGAAAUGACCUUCUGCCGGCCAGCUCAGGGCUUCCCGAUCAGCUACUCCUCCUCGGGCACCCGACGGCCUUCGCUGGAUUCCAUGGAGAACCAGGUCUCCGUGGACUCUUUCAAGAUCCCGGAGGAUCCGAAGUGGGAAUUCCCCCGGAAGAGCUUGGUUCUUGGGAAGACCCUGGGAGAAGGAGAGUUCGGAAAAGUGGUCAAGGCGACAGCCUUCCGUCUCAAAGGCCGGGCAGGAUACACCACAGUGGCCGUGAAGAUGCUGAAAGAAAACGCCUCCCAGAGUGAGUUACGAGACCUUUUGUCAGAGUUCAACCUCUUGAAGCAAGUCAACCACCCCCAUGUCAUCAAGCUGUAUGGGGCCUGCAGCCAAGACGGGCCACUUCUUCUCAUUGUGGAGUAUGCCAAGUAUGGCUCCCUGCGGGGAUUCCUCCGUGACAGCCGCAAGAUUGGGCCUGGCUAUGUGGGCAGUGGAGGCAGCCGCAAUUCCAGCUCCCUAGACCACCCGGACGAACGGGUACUGACCAUGGGUGACCUCAUCUCCUUUGCCUGGCAGAUCUCAAGGGGUAUGCAGUACUUGGCUGAGAUGAAGCUUGUACAUCGGGAUUUAGCUGCCAGGAACAUCUUGGUGGCGGAAGGACGGAAGAUGAAGAUUUCCGACUUUGGCCUGUCCCGAGAUGUUUACGAAGAAGAUUCCUAUGUGAAGAAAAGCAAGGGCCGGAUUCCCGUCAAAUGGAUGGCAAUCGAGUCCCUCUUUGAUCACGUCUAUACCACUCAAAGCGAUGUGUGGUCCUUUGGGGUACUGCUAUGGGAGAUUGUGACCCUGGGGGGCAACCCCUACCCUGGAAUUCCUCCUGAGCGACUCUUCAACCUUCUGAAGACAGGCCACAGAAUGGAGAGGCCAGACAACUGCAGCGAGGAAAUGUACCGCCUGAUGCUGCAGUGCUGGAAGCAGGAGCCGGACAAGAGGCCAGUGUUUGCUGACAUCAGUAAGGAUCUGGAGAAGAUGAUGAUGAAGAGCAGAGACUACUUGGACCUGGCAGCAUCCACCCCGUCUGACUCUCUGCUUUACGAUGACGGCCUCUCAGAAGAGGAGACGCCCCUGGUGGACUGUAACAGUGCUCCCCUCCCGCGCUCCCUCCCUUCUACAUGGAUUGAAAACAAACUCUAUGGCAUGUCAGACCCGAACUGGCCUGGAGAGAGUCCUGUACCACUCACGAGAGCCGAUGGCACUAGCACUGGGUUCCCAAGAUAUGCAAAUGAUAGUGUAUAUGCUAACUGGAUGGUUUCACCCUCAGCGGCAAAAUUAAUGGACACAUUUGAUAGCUAACAUUCCUUUGUGAACGGUAACGGACUCCCAAGGGGGAAGAAACAUGCCAAGAGCACCAAGUCCACCGGCCUCUUUGUGCACAUCACACUGGCCAAGACCAGCCCCAGGUGGCAGACUUGUUUUCUGUAGUUUGUUUUAGCUGGUUUCCAAAGUGGUUUUACUUGGAGUAGCCGGUGGUCCUCCCUCCUAGCACACCUGCCCCACUGGCUGGGUGUCCGGGGCUCUGGGUAGAUCCCCUUUCCCUUUUGGUCUGUUCUUCAGUAGACACCCACGAGCUCUGUGUUCACGUGUGUGGAGUCUGCCAUUCACAACUUGUAUGAGAAGUUGUACCUGAGCUGUUUGGUUUUUUCUGGUGGGUAAAAACCUACCACAUACACAGAAAAAAUGUUUUACCAUGAAGCACACAUUCAAACAACAACAUCAGUUGAAUCAAGAGGCCAGGAUGACCUGUCCUUGUUUAGAAUGAGAGAGAGAGAGAGCCCGGUAAGGAUCUCGGUGAAAGCGUCAGAGUCCGCCAGGGCUGGGAGGGAGAAGGGACCUCAGGGCAGUAUAUGACAUCCUGAAUAUAGGUUUUUGGUUGUUGUUUUUUUUUUAAGCAUAUAACUUUUUUUAGGAAAAUGUUUUGUUUCCGUCAUGGUUAAAUGACUUAGAUUUAGCACAAUGGAGGGAUUCGGUGCUGUCCUUGCUGUGUUCGAGGCAAGCUUGAGAGAAGUGGCCCCACAGGACUGACUUUCCCUUGAGCCCUCUGCAUUAUUAUCACGCAUUCAGCACUGAGUGACUACCACCAACUGACCAGAACAGGAUGAAGACAAGGGGGCGUUUGGAGCAAAGUGUCCUUCAGGCCCAGAAUUGCAGAGGCUUUGAGCCAGAAACGCUGCCCCCCCCCCCCCCGGCACACCAUCCUGCAGUAUAUCCCACCACCAAAGAGUGCGCUUGUCUCGGCAUUGGGGCAGGUGGGUUUGUCUCGAUGUGAUUGGUAUCCUGUCAAUGCCCAAAGGGAAGAACAGUCCAGCUAGUUGUAAGAAGUUGCCCUGGUAAGGACUGAGGAGAGAGCGAGGUUUUGGCUCUUAUAGAGCUGGUGUGGAAGGCUCGUGUGUCAGCUCUUCCUGUCCGUCAUGGCACGUGUUUUGGUUUCUUCAGUUCUCACCAUGACUCACGUGGAAGGUUCUUAUCUUUCUGUACUGAUGGUUUGUAGCCACGGACACUCCACCCUCCCGCAGGGUUUCAGGGGUGGCUCUUAGAAGUCUCCGCAGCCCUUUCGGCUAUCUCUGGACUGUCAGUUCCCAGGAAAGGGUUAUAUCACCAAAACACUGCCUGGGCUUCAGACUUAAAGCACUGUGAUAGGACUUUCAAAUAAUCCUAGGAAAACACUAGUUUAUGGGCAUUUCGCAAACACCAUAAAGUUGUGACGUUUUAUGUGGCUGAGAAUGCUCAGAUAAGUAUACCAGAUAGAGCCUUAGGAGUGUAAUAUUUGUGUGGACACACAACCAGGCCAGACAGGAAGAUGAAAAAAUACUUAGGCAUAUAAUAUGGCUUUAGUUUGGGCCAUCUCUUUUUUCAGAUACACUGUGAUAAGUUUUAACUGUCUGUAGUCAUGGGGCCCUUUUUGUUUUUCAGAUUGCUUAAUGAUAGUUUUAUUACAUACAAAAAUAAGGAUAAACUCAGAUUAUUCAACAUGCCUACAUAGUAAGUGCCAAUUGCUACAGCAGGUUGGCUCUCAUAGGCUGAGAGCUCCAAAUCUGAAUAGCUGGCCCAUCUGUGGGGAGUUAACAAUAACCACUGGUCUGUCUGUUCCAGAGAUAGAAAAGUACCUAUUCUUGUUAAAGUACCCAUUCUUGUUAGCACUAUCAGACAGAUUUUCAUCUAUAUAUAUGCAGAAGUUACCACAUAUUAAAUGUUACUGAAUAUUAAGUAGCAAUCUGUCAGCUAUUAAAAUUUGUAAGAUUCAUUAUAGAAAAGCUAUUAAACCAUACCGUGUUGGUUUGUUUUUGUAAUCAAGGUGACUAAGGAAAUACUUUCAGUUGUGUAAAU